Molecule: messenger RNA, 1038 nt
Organism: Orycteropus afer afer
Lineage: Eukaryota; Metazoa; Chordata; Mammalia; Tubulidentata; Orycteropodidae
Product: melanoma-associated antigen B4-like
Biological process (GO): negative regulation of transcription by RNA polymerase II
Cellular component (GO): nucleus
Source: RefSeq, a predicted model, not a curated record
AUGCCUCAUGGUCAGAAAAGCAAGCUCCGUGCCCGUGAGAAACGUCACCAGGCCCGAAGGGAGGCCCGGCUUGAGGCCCGAGGUGACACCCAUGAUCUUGAGGGUGCUCAGGCCACUACAGGAGAAGAGAAGGGGUCUCCCUACUCCUCCUCUCCUCCUCUUGGGAGUUCUCCCCAGAGCUUCCCUGCUGCUGGCUUUCCCCAGGGGCCUGAGAGAGUCCCACCCAUCACCACUGAUGCUGCCUGGGUGUGCUGCACAAAAGCUGCUGUAGGUGCAGAGGGCCAAGAGGAGGGAAGAGCAAGGUCCUCUGAGGUCUCAACCCCCACUGAGAGCUCACAGAAAGAUCUCUUAUCUAGGAAGGCGGGUAUGUUAAUGCAGUUCCUGCUGGACAAGUAUAAAAUGAAAGUGCCCAUUACAAAGGCAGAAAUGAUAAAGGUCAUCAACAAAAAGUACAAAGAGCACUUUCCUGAGAUCCUGAGGAGAACCGCUGAGCGAUUGGAGCUGGUCUUUGCCUACCUGAAGGAAGCGGACCCCAGCAGUCAAUCCUAUGCCAUUGUCACCAAACUAGGAGGACUCACCAACAAAGGAAGUCUGAAUGAUGAGGAUGAUUUUCCCAGGAAUGGGCUCCUGAUGCCUCUCCUGAGUGUGAUCUUCAUAAAGGGCAACAGAGCCACCAAGGAGGAUAUCUAGGAAUUCCUGAAUAUUUUGGGGGUCUAUGAUGGGAGGAAGCACUUAAUCUUUGGGGAGCCCAGAAAGCUCAUUACAAAAGAUUUGGUGCAGGAAAAGUACAUGAAGUACCAGCAGGUGCCCAACAGUGAUCCUCCACGCUAUGAAUUCCUGUGGGGUCCCAGAGCCCACGCUGAAACCAGUAAGAUGGAAGUCCUGGAGUUUUUGGCCAGGGUCAGUGAUACAGUCCCCAGUGCCUUCCCAUUACACUAUAAAGAGGCAUUGAGAGACGAGGAACAAAGAAUCCGAGCCAGAGUUGCAGCUAGGGCCAGUGAACGUUCUAGGGUUCCAGCAAUUAAUUCCCUCCCCUAG